Messenger RNA from Nilaparvata lugens (brown planthopper), 3025 nucleotides. Its product is annotated as G2/mitotic-specific cyclin-B3. Gene Ontology annotation, cellular component: nucleus; cyclin-dependent protein kinase holoenzyme complex; centrosome. The record is from RefSeq and is a predicted model, not a curated record. NCBI's taxonomy places the organism in Eukaryota, Metazoa, Arthropoda, Insecta, Hemiptera, Delphacidae. Bases 163 to 1695 code for a protein of 510 amino acids. The transcript has 9 exons. Gene Ontology annotation, biological process: regulation of cyclin-dependent protein serine/threonine kinase activity; mitotic cell cycle phase transition. Gene Ontology annotation, molecular function: cyclin-dependent protein serine/threonine kinase regulator activity.
GAAAUAUAUAAUCAAGAAUGAUUAAGAAGGCAUUCAAAAAGUUCAACCGUCAAAGCAUCAAACCGUCAAAUGCUCAUUCCCAGUUUAACCGUUGAAGUUUAAAAGUGCUGUGAAUAGUCGGUUAUUUUUUCAUGAACAUUUUGUUGUAAAGCCCAAAUUAUAAUGCCUGGCCCCAAGCUUAGUCAACCGACUAACGUCGUUAGGAGAUCGACAAGGGUGUCGCUAGCACCGCAGAAACUCACUUCAACUACCAGCUUUGGACGACAGAAGAGCACCCUUGGUUUGCCCAAAAACACCGGCUCAAUCAGAAACGAAAAUGUAGAUAUCAACAAGAGGAAGGCUGAAAAAUCGCCAACCACCAAGCAAACUGUGAAAAGAUCCGCUUUUGGUGACAUCACGAAUGAUGUGCCGAAGAAGAACGUGGGUCCGGGUGGCAAGCCGGGAGCCAAAGAGACGGGGGCCGUCAAGAAAGCGUUCGGAACGAUCAUGAAACGCCAGCCGCUGCGGUCGACGACCAACACAGUCGCUCCCGCUCCCCCCGCGGCCAAGAAGCCGACUGCUGCCAAGGUGCAAGCGAAAGCCGCACUGGUCAUUCCCAAGGUGACAACAACCGCCGCCGCCAGGAAGCAGGCUGUCAAGCAGGUGGAGAAAGAGGUGGUUGCGGGUGUGGCGACACUGGCUCUGCAGCCUCAGGCGGUGGGGGCGGCGACUCUACAACCGGAGGCGGCUAAGCCUCCGCUGCGACGGUCGGCCCGACUCAGUGACACGGGCAACAGCAGUGGCGACAGUCUUUUCUAUGUUACUGCUCUUGAAGAGUUGAAUAUUACAAACUCCGACAAGAAGUCUGAUAAGAAAGAAAGUCUGGGGCCAUGCGUGCCUGAGGGAGUCGAGGAUUUCGAUAAAAUAUGUGCUCAAGAUCCUGGCCAGGUCUCCGACUAUGCUUUUGACAUUUUCAGCUACUUGAAAUCAAGAGAGGCAAGAUAUAUGAUUCCGGCAUACAUUGAAAGACAGCCACACAUUACCAAAUAUAUGAGAUCAGUUCUGGUGGAUUGGAUGGUGGAAGUCCAAGAGAACUUCGAGCUGAAUCAUGAAACUCUCUACCUGGGCGUGAAAUUGGUCGACAGUUAUCUAUCGAAAAAGAGCAUCUCAAAAGAUAAUCUACAACUGGUCGGCGCUGUCAGCCUUUUCAUUGCUUGCAAAUAUGAAGAACGGUGCCCACCGUCUGUCGAGGAAUUUGUAUUCAUUUGCGACAACGCUUACGCAAAAUCAGAACUAUUGGACAUGGAAUUCAGUUUCUUAGAGGUUCUGGACUUUGAUCUGGGAUAUCCUCUAUCUUACAGAUUUCUACGAAGAUAUGCAAGGUGUGUGAAAACAGAGAUGCCCCUGCUGACACUGGCGAGGUACGUGCUGGAGUACUCGUUGAUGGAUCACUCCACUGUGUCCAUUUCGGACUCGAAGCUCGCUGCCGCCAGCCUUCACAUCGCACGCAUCAUGAACAACGGUGAUGUUUGGUCACCUGCUCUCGAGUAUUAUAGCGGAUAUAAAUUGGAUGACUUCAAAGAUAUAGCUUUCCACUUGAAUGACUACCUGCACAAAAAACCCAAAGAAGCUUUAAAAUCAAUAAAGAACAAGUACUCACAAGACGUUUUCUUUGAAGUCACCAAAACUCCAUUGGUUGGAAACAACAAGUUAUAAUGGAAUUAAGUUAAAUGUAGAUGCGCUACCACAAUGUAAGUGUAAAUAGACCCUCGAAUAGAUUUAUGAAGAUUUAAGGCAUGAUUUAUAUGACAUGAUUAAUCUUUUCACAACCAGACUUCAAAUAUUAAUGUAAAAAUUUAAUGGUGGUCUCUAUUUUUUACUUUCUUAUUGAUUUGAGUUUGUGUGUGUAGUUUAUAAUUCCUUUGUUAUCAAAAGUAUUGUAAUGUUCAAGUUCAGGAAAAAAUGGAAAACUUUAUUUAGUAGGAAAUAAUAUGCAAAAAAUAAAUUAGUGUCAUGAUUCCUUUGGAGUUUAUGCAGUUUGUAAAUGUUGCAUUGUAGGUCUAUUGAUGAUAAAAAUUGAUGAGUUAUUGUAAAAUUAUGAUAUACAGCCUGUAAUGUUUUUCAAAAGGUAUUAUUAUAUACUUGACUAUUUGUUUUGUACUUGUAAACUUUUUAUAUUCUUGAUGUGUAAUGAAUAGAGAUACAUUUUUAAGGAACAGACUCUUACUACUUGAAAGGAUAAUUUUCUUGAAUUAUACAUUUAUUACUUUAUAUAAAAUGUAUUUUUGUAAAUCAUACCAAUUACAAUUUAUAGUGUUGCUAGUUUGUCUAGACAAUAUUUUUGAAAGUAUACAAUCCUAUUUUUGUACAAGUAUGGAUAAAUCUUAUUCAAUUGAUGUAAAAGGAUGUCCAAUUAUGCAAAACAGCUUGAUAUAGCUAUUAUCAAACAUUUCAAUUGUAGUUCACUUUGAAAAAUAAUAUUCAUAUUAUUGAAUGUUGAUAUAAUGCUUGUAUUACAAGCACCGAAAAUUGUUUUUUACUGUUUCAUGGGGAUUAAAAUUUUUAGCGAAAAGUGAUUUUUGCAUUUAUGGACAUUGUUACUGUUUUAUCUUAUCUUGAUGUUUUUAGUAUAAAAAAUCCCUCUUGCUGAUUUAUGUUAUCUUGGAAUUUAGUAUUUUUAUAUAGUAUAGGCUAAAUUGUAUUUCGUGCAAUCUUCAGUAAUGUUAUAUUUAAAAAUCAAUUUUUCUAAAUGUAAUACAAUCAACUCAUUUUCAAUAUUAUUGAUGACCAGUAUUCAAUUCUCUUGAAUUAAACUUAGGUAUUAGAAAGUUCAAUAUAUUAUGUGCUCUUAAAGAAGCUACAAUUUUGGCUAAUUCAACCAUUAGGUAGUCCAAGACUGAAUAUACUUAAUAUUGUUAAGAUUCAUAUAUUGCCUUGUUGAAAGCGUAAGCACUAACUCAUUUGGGUGUAUUCAGUUUGUAUAUUCAUGUUCAUUGUUUGAUACUGUGUGGAUUUUUGUGUAAAUAAAUGAACAAAUUAAUGAUUA